GAACUGGUGGAAAGUGUACCUCAAAAUUUAACUUACCCGGCCAAAGCAAUUCAUUUAAACAGCACUUAUCAAGCUUGGAUGAAACUCAUCAAGUCUGCUCAGCACACCAUCGAUAUUGCCUCCUUUUACUGGACGCUGCAAGGUUCUGACACCAGCUUUCAUGAUAAUUCAGCAAAUGAGGGCCAAUCAAUAUUUCAUCAAUUACUAAAUGCUGGUACAAAGAGAAAUAUAUCUAUACGCAUUGUCCAGAAUGAGCCAAGCAAAAGAAUGAAGGAUGUCGAUACCCAGGAAUUAAUGAAUAAGCAUGCAGCUCAAGUACGAAGUAUAAAUUUUACGCGAUUAUUACGUGCCGGAAUAUUGCAUACCAAAUUCAUGUUAGUUGAUAAUCGCCAUUUCUUAGUUGGAAGUGCCAAUUUUGAUUGGAGAGCCCUAACUCAAAUACAUGAGGUGGGUAUUAUGAUGUCUAAUUGCAAAACCCUGGCUACGGAUCUGCAAAAAAUUUUCCAGAUUUAUUGGAAAUUAAGCGAGCCUAAUUCGGUUAUUCCAUCUUCUUGGAGUCCCAAUUAUGAUACUAAAAUCAAUGUUAAUCAUCCUCUGAAUGUCCGCUUGAACAAAGACAAUUAUCAAGUGUACUUAUCGUCAUCUCCACCUCAAUUUUGCCCUCAUGGAAGAACUACCGAUAUUGACUCAAUUCUAGCAACUAUAAAGUCUGCUAAGAAGAGCGUUUCUAUUGCUGUUAUGGACUAUUCACCGACAACAUUGUAUGCACAUCCAAACAAGUACUGGCCAGUAAUUGAUGACGCUCUCCGAGAUGCCAUGUUUAACAGAGGUGUCAACGUCAAAGUAAUGGGUAGCUACUGGAAUCACACCAGAUCAAAUAUGAUACGAUUUCUUAAGUCGCUGGCUAGCAUAGACGGUACUUCCAAAGGAUCAAUGCAAGUUAAAUUAUAUAGAGUUCCUGUCUACACUGAAGAUCAAAGAAAAAUACCUUUCGCUCGUGUUAAUCAUAACAAGUACAUGGUGACUGAUUCAGUUGCUUACAUAGGUACGUCAAAUUGGUCGGGUGAUUAUUUUAUUAAUACCGGCGGCGUAGGCGUGAUAAUUAAACCACAGUCGGACCAUUCCAAGAAAUCGAUACGUGAUCAACUGCAAGAUGUCUUUGAUCGUGAUUGGUCAUCAGAACAUGCUGUUGAUAUCUUUAAAUUUAAAUCUGAUUUCGUUUGA
Trichoplax adhaerens is the source of this 1224-nucleotide messenger RNA. RefSeq lists its product as uncharacterized. Lineage: Eukaryota; Metazoa; Placozoa; Uniplacotomia; Trichoplacea; Trichoplacidae. The annotation marks the transcript as partial. Gene Ontology annotation, molecular function: catalytic activity. The transcript has 7 exons. The record is from RefSeq and is a predicted model, not a curated record.